CUGCUGGUGUGUAAUCUGUUUUCUGAUCCAAAUAGAGUUCGAUGUUCUUUUGUGAUUGUUUUUUUGUUGUGAUAUAAUUUGGUUGGGCCGGAUUGCCUGAGUGCUGUCCUGGUCUGGACUGAGUUCCAGCACUAGCUGGGAAAGGGCGCUCUCUCUCUCUCUCUCUCUCUCUCUCACACACACACACACGCACUCUCGCACACUCGCUCUCUCUCUUUCUUUCUUUCUUUCUCUCUCUCGCUGUCUCACUCGCUCUUUCUUUUUCUUUCUCUCUCUCUUUCUCUCUGGCUCUCUCUCUCUCUUUCUUUUUUUCUCUCUCUCUCACUCGCUCUCUCACUCCCUUUCUUUCUCUCGCUCAAUCUCUCUCUCUCUCUCUCUCUCUCUCUCUCUCUCUCUCUCUCUCUCUCCCCACAGUUGGUAUGAGGGAGAUUUAACCAAAACGAAGGCAACAGAAAAGAUCUGGAGAAGUACUCACGAGUCAUUUCGGUCGGUUUUUAUUUAACGGGAAUAAACCGUCUGCAGUCGAGAACUGUCUAACAUUUCGGGACAUUUUCUGUCUAUCUAACUAUACCGCGCUACUGUGUGUGUGUGUGUGUGUGUGUGUGUGUGUGUGUGUGUGUGUGAACUUGAUUUAAAAUAUAUAUAUAUAUUUAUAGAGAUAACUCUGAGUCAGUGUGUGUGUGAGCGAGAGAGAGAGAGACUAUCCAUGGCGUGGUCACUGAGUCACCUCAGUGGUGUUUAAUUGAUGAAUUUGAACAGGCGGAGACAGAAAGCAUGAAGCAUCAUGUUCACUAUCUGUUCCGCUGGGAAAAACCUGAGAACUGCCUGCACAGACCUGGACGAGUUUGAUUCUAUACGCAGUGUUUUACUCUACAGUGAGCUCGAGCCUGAGUGGCUCGACGACGUUCAAAAGAAUGGUGAGCUCUUCUAUCUGGAGUUGAGUGAGGGCGAAGAAGAAGCUGUACUCUCUCACAUCACCGCCACUCAGUCUGCUGCCACCAAUCAUGUGCGUUUCAGCGAAAAAGAGGCCGAAAUCAUCACUGACAAAGGCAGCAAAAAACAUGCAGACUCUAGCAGGAAAUCACAACCAAAAUUCAAGAAGCUUGCUAAAAUCCUCGGACGCAACCGACAUCCAUCUCAGAGAAGCAGGGCUGAUGGGAAAAACGGCAGAACUUCUCAACAACCGGCAUCCAUUUUGAAGAACCAGUCGGGGCAGCGGACAGGAUUGGUGGUGCAGCAGCCAUAUUUGAAAGAUGUGUGUGUGUACAUCAACCCUAAACGACUGGGCAGUAUUUCUCCUCCUACCUCAGAGAAAGGGGGCUUGCUGGAGGCCUUAUUGGGAGUUGUCCUCCGGGGUGGAGAUGGUUUGAGCUGUAAUGGGGAGAGACUUGUCAUUCAUGGACUGGUACCUCAUAGUCCUGCUAGCAAGUGCGCACAGAUUUUAAUUGGUGACGUCCUUGUAGCUGUUGAUGACGUGGAUGUUACAUCAGAGAAUAUUGAGAGAGUUCUGUCUUGUAUUUCUGGACCAACACAGGUGCAUUUGACUCUGGAGACUGGCAUUGCAGGCACUGUAAUGGACUCAGAGGUGCCGAGACCGAGACCCACCGCCCCCGUCAGCCAGCUGGUGCGUCUCCUCUGGGGUGAGGACACCACGGAGCUGCAGAUGAGCGUAGCACACAUUCCUCACAUCAUCAUGUACCUGUCACUCAAACUGGACUCUGAGUCGCCUCAGGAGGAGCAGGAGAUCUUGUACCAGUACCCAGUGUCUGAGGCAGCAGCACAGCUGAAGGGAGUGAGAGGAAUCUUCCUCACACUGUGUGACAUGCUGGAGAACGUCACUGGAGGACAGAUAGUCAGUUCAUCUCUAUUACUCAGAAAGCAGUUGGUCCAUGUGGGUUAUUGGAAGGAAGGAGAGAAUCUGCUGGUGAUCGGUCUGCCUUCUGACAGGGUGCCAUUGCUGCAUCUGCAGACCGUUAUAAAUGGAUUGGUGCGAACUCUCAGGGUCAUGUACGGCUCUCUGCACAGUGCCUUCUGUGAGGUGGAGAAUGCACCUCGGCUGGAUCAUUUCUUCUGCCUGUUCUUCCAGAGACUCAUCCAACCCUCUCGUUUGAGUGACAGCCCUGGCUCCUCCCCCUCCAACAUCUCUGGGACCCUCUUCCUAGAUGACUUACCCGCCAUGCGCUGGCUCACUUUACCGCCAGACAUUAAGGUCGAAGUGGACACUGUUCUGUCAGACUUUGAGUCCUCAGACUUUGGUGACAUGUCAGAAGACUUCUAUGGAAUGAGGCGUUUGUACGUCAUUUUAGGGUCCUGUCUCUUCUACAAGGGUUAUCUGAUAGCGAACCACCUGCCUAAAGAGGACCUGCUGGACGUGUGUCUGUACUGCCAGCACUACUGUCUGCUGUGUCUGGGUGCAGAGCAGCGUGUGGGGCAGCUGGUGGUGUGGAGGGAGGUGUUCCUGCAGCGCCGCUCACAGCCCGAGUCCCGCACCUCUACCUCUACUUCCACCUCCACGUCCCAGCCGGGCUACUGCGAGUCCCACAGCCGCUUCUUCCUCCUCGUUGUGGGUCUGAGACAUUAUAUGCAGUGUGUGUUGCUGGAAGCCGGUGGUUGUGCGUCUCUCGCUCUCGGAUCUCCUGGUCCUGACUGCAUCUACGUCGACCAGGUCAAAGCGACUCUCCUGCAGCUGGAAAGUCUCGAGUCUGCAAUUGAAGAACGCCUGUCAGCUCCUCCUACUCCUUCCCUGUCCUGUGCAGACUGGUUCCUGCCUUCCGGUGGGCGCGACCGCCAGGACAUGAUUGGCAGCUCACCCAUCCUAAACCGGCUGACGGCAGCCAUCAAGCCACCAUCACCCGGCACAAUAGGUCGUAGCCUGUUCAGAGAGGCGGGGUCAGGGCUGAAGGGCAGGAAGCCGAGCCCACAGAGGAGUGUGUCGGACAGUGGGAGUGAGGGCCGAAGCGAACAGGGUGACUUUGGGCUGAGGAUGCCAUCUGCUGGUACCCGCAGGGACUCGCUGGGGUCUGGGGGAUCAGACGGUAGUGGAGGCAGCGGAGGACUGUUUAAGAUUCCCAAACUUAAGCAGCCCAAUCCGUUCUAUCUGGGUUCUCUGAAGAAGAGUCUGACUGAGAGGGAGGCUGAGGAGAUGCAGAACACGCUGAAGCUCACGGCAGGUUUGGAAAACACACUCUUUCACUAUAUUCUGAUGGAGACGGUGCAGGGCAUCUUCAUCACGCCCACACACAGAGAGCAAUCACAGCUCAGCGGUUCCAUUCACCCUCAACUCAUCCGCAACUUCCACCACUGCUGCCUGUCCAUCCGCCACGCCUUUCAGCAGAGCCUGCUACCACGGCAGGACAGAAGAGGAACUGACAGGCCCCACACUUCUCGAGGCCUCGGUCCAGUUAAAGAACAUGGCAUUUUGUUCCAGUGCAAACCUGAGAACUGGACCGACCAAAAGAAACCUGCUCCCACAAUGACCUACUGGGUUAUCGGGAGGAUGGUGCUAGAACCCGUCCCUCAGGAGUUCUACGUGUGUUUCCACGACUCCAUAUCGGAGGUCCCUGUGGAGAUGGCCUUCAGGCUCUCGUUCGGCCUGGCCAUGUGAUUUGUUCAGGCUUCCUGGGUCACUUUAAUAUUAAAAACCUGCAUAACACUUCACGAGGAAUAGAGACACUGAAGCGGAACGAUGGAUUAAAUAAAGGGCUGAAUUCAGGUUCCUUUAAUUUAUAU
Messenger RNA from Ictalurus punctatus (channel catfish), 3729 nucleotides. RefSeq names its product inturned planar cell polarity protein (gene intu). The record is from RefSeq and is a predicted model, not a curated record. Lineage: Eukaryota; Metazoa; Chordata; Actinopteri; Siluriformes; Ictaluridae. Gene Ontology annotation, molecular function: protein binding. Gene Ontology annotation, cellular component: cytoplasm; cilium. The coding region runs from base 785 to 3604 and encodes 939 amino acids. The transcript has 16 exons. Gene Ontology annotation, biological process: cilium assembly; vesicle-mediated transport; nervous system development.